AUGGAUAAAGCUGAUUCGAGCAUAAAAUCAACUCUCAGCACCAGGCUUGAGGGUAAAACUAAAGCAAUUGUAGUGUGUUGGUUUCUUGGACUUGGAGCAUUAGUCGCAUGGAAUAGCAUGCUAACUAUUGGAGAUUACUACUAUCAGUUGUUCCCAAGAUACCAUCCUUCCCGGGUACUUACCCUUGUUUACCAACCAUUUGCGCUCGGAACAAUGGCAAUUUUUGCUUACUAUGAGGCCAAAAUCGACACAAGGAAGAGGAACUUGUUCGGAUACAUCCUCUUCUGCAUAAACACAUUCGGACUUUUAGUGAUAGAUUUAGCCACAUCGGGAAAAGGAGGGAUCGGAAAUUAUAUCGGCAUUUGUGCUUUCGUUGCGGCUUUUGGAGUGGCGGAUGCAUUGGUUCAGGGUGGGCUAAUCGGGGAUCUUGCUUUUAUGUGUCCUGAAUUCUUAGGCUUGGAGUCACCCUCUCAUGGAAUAGCAUCCUCACAAUUGGAGACUACUACUAUCAGUUGUACCCGGCCCACCCCUUACAUUGCACAACUUCAAAAGUCGUACACACUAUUUAGAUUCUUUCUUCCCGCCAAACUUGUUGCCCUCGUCACCUUUUCUUUACCUCUCUAUUUCGAAUUCUGCUUACAAUAUUACCAUCCGGCAAGGGCACUACCGCUAGUUUUUCAACCAUUCGCGCUCAGGACAUUGGCCGUUCUAGCGUACAAUGAGGCGAAAAUAGACACGAGAAAGAGAAAUUUGUUCGGUUACGUACUUUUCACUCUAAGCAUAUUUGGGCUACUCCUGAUAGACUUAGUCUCGUCCGGUAAAGGAGGGCUUGGGACUUUUGUUGGCGUGUGCAUUUGUGUGGCUGGUUUUGGGAUUUCAACUGCCCACGUUGAAGGUGGUGUGGUCGGUGAAUUAUCUGUCAUGUGUCCUCAAUUUGUGCAGUCGUUUUCUGCGGGAGUCGCUGCAUCAGGAGCUCUCACUUCUUGCUUGAGGCUUAUAGCGAAAGCGGCUUUUGAUAAAACUCACAAUGGUCUUCGCAAGGGUGUUACCAUGUUCAACAUAUGGGAUCUCAUAUCAAGAUACAUCCCUCUUGCAGACUUCAUCAAAUUAGAAUCUCGAAAAGCCCUAUUUACCGCGUCGUUAUUAAGAAUUUUGUUCGUCCCGUGUUUCUAUUUCACCGCAAAAUAUGGAGACCAAGGCUGGAUGAUAACAUUGGUUUCCCUUUUAGGACUAACUAAUGGCUAUCUCACAGAGUUUGUGUUCUUACAGUGGCUCCCAAAGGAUACAAAUCAACAAAUUGUAAAUAUUCGACACUUGCAGGCACCGGAGCAGAAUGCAUUGGGAAAUUUGCUAGUCGCGUUUCUUGUUGGAGGUGUGUUUACGGGCGUUUGUCUAAGCUGGCUGUGGAUUAAUGGCCAUGGAAAAUUCUAA
This is a messenger RNA of Striga asiatica, 1431 nucleotides long. Lineage: Eukaryota; Viridiplantae; Streptophyta; Magnoliopsida; Lamiales; Orobanchaceae. The record is from the annotation of a GenBank genome assembly.